Messenger RNA from Jatropha curcas, 1562 nucleotides. Its product is annotated as zinc finger protein SHOOT GRAVITROPISM 5. The record is from RefSeq and is a predicted model, not a curated record. NCBI's taxonomy places the organism in Eukaryota, Viridiplantae, Streptophyta, Magnoliopsida, Malpighiales, Euphorbiaceae. Gene Ontology annotation, molecular function: DNA-binding transcription factor activity. Gene Ontology annotation, cellular component: nucleus.
UGGCUGUGGGAUCAAGUUUCGAUCAAAGUGAUUGGUCCUUUCUCUCUCUCUCUCUCCUUUUGAAAGUUUAUUAAGGAGCCUCUACAAGCAAUACCUGAUGCAGAUGAGGGUCUCUAGAAAGAAAUAAGGAAAGCUGAUAAAAAGGCUGCUCAAAGCUUAAAGCCUAAAAGAAAGAAAGAAAGAAAGCAAGCUGAUAACCGAAAGAAGAAAGAAGCUUGCUUUUUCCUCUCUCUCUCUCUCUCUCUCUCUCUCUCUCUUCCUGCAUAUCAAUCUCAUUAGCUUUGGUUCUUUAGGCCUAUUGCUGAUUGAGGGUUUGAAUUAUCUUGUUUAGAAACAUAGAUAAGAAUCAAUUAAACCCUAUGUUAGCCAAUAACUCUUCUUCUUCUGAUCCUUUUUCCUGUUUGGACGGCGGGAGUAACAACAAUAAGAAGAAAAGAAGACCAGCAGGAACUCCAGAUCCAGAUGCUGAAGUGGUUUCUCUAUCGCCAAAAACACUGCUCGAAUCGGACCGUUACGUAUGUGAGAUCUGUAAUCAAGGGUUUCAGAGAGACCAAAACCUACAGAUGCACAGAAGGAGACAUAAGGUCCCAUGGAAGUUACUAAAGAGAGAGAGUCCGGUGGUGAGGAAGAGAGUUUUUGUUUGUCCAGAGCCUUCUUGCUUGCACCAUGAUCCAUGUCAUGCCCUUGGUGAUCUUGUCGGGAUAAAGAAGCACUUUAGAAGAAAACAUAGCAAUCACAAACAGUGGGUCUGUGAUAAAUGCUCCAAAGCUUAUGCUGUUCAAUCUGAUUUUAAAGCCCAUCUCAAAACUUGUGGCACCAGAGGCCAUUCUUGCGAUUGCGGCCGAGUUUUCUCAAGAGUUGAGAGUUUUAUAGAGCACCAAGACAGUUGCAAUAUGGGACGGCUACGACCUGAUCAAUCACAGACAGCGCAGGGAGCUGCAUGCUUGUCUAGAACUGCCUCGAGUCCGAGCCCUUCUAAUGAUAACAAUUUCAGUGCAGCUCCUUUGCUAAUACAAAAUAGAAAAGACUAUAAUUUGGAGCUACAGCUUUCCACCACAGCAAAUCUCCUCGAAAUCGAUGAUAAUCAUUCAACUCAGUUGCAUCUGUCAAUUGGGUCGAGAAAUGAAUCAAAUACAGAAAGCGAGAAAGCACGCGAGCAGCAGUUAAUAAGGCUGGCAAUGGCAGAAAAGGCUUAUGCUGAAGAGGCAAGACAACGCGCAAAAAGGCAGAUUGAAUUGGCGGAACAAGAAUUUGCUAAUGCCAAGAGAAUUAGACAACAAGCUCAAUCUGAGUUAGAUAAGGCUUCAGCUCUAAGAGAACAUGCAAUUAAGCAAAUCAAUUCCACUAUUCUCCACAUUACUUGUUAUGCUUGUAGACAGCAAUUUCAAGCAGCAACACCCCCACAUGACAACGCUUUGGUUUUGAGUUACAUGUCUUCAGCUAUAGCUGAGGCUCAAGUAGAGAACAAUAUUACUGGAAUUAAUCUAGCAAAGAUUAAUUAAUUUGUAACUCAUACCUGCUUAUUAUAUUAAUUAUCUUUCUUCUUUUUUCUUUUCCUCUCA